UUUGGUCGUUGAAAUAAAAUAAAAUUCACUUUCGGAUUUCAAAGCACAUUCAUUUUCAUUAUAAUUUGACGUUGAAGUGGGCAUAUUUAACCCUCUAUCACUCAAAAUAGAGAGAAUAGUUUUUUGUCUGCACGCUAUGAAUUUUCACACUAAAAUUACUCGUGAAACCAGACGAAACGUCAGAUUGAGUUCGGUAAUGACUCAAAAUGAAAAUUGAAGUGUUGACUACAAGCCUCCAUAAUAGUUUGAAGGUGUUGAGUGGGCCGUUUACAAUAUAGGCAUUUUUUUGUGCACAAGAUGCGCUUCAGUUCAUCGCAGUAUCGGUGCGCAUAUAUCGAAAGUCAAGCAUCUUAAGAUGGAUCGAUGGGAAGACAGUGAAAUCGAACGCAUGAAAGAGGUUGGAAACUAUAAAGCGCGACAAAAAUAUGAACAACGCGUUCCUGCGUGCUAUCGACGACCCACCGAAAAUGACCCACAGGUUUUAUUGGAGCAAUGGAUACGCGCAAAAUAUGAACGUAUGGAAUUUUGUCAUAUCGAACGACCGAGCUAUACGUCCGGUUAUAUGGAGGGUUUUUUAAUGAAAAAAGGCAAAGAAGAUCAUCGAUACCAAUUACGUAAAUUUAUUUUAUCAGAAUCGGAUGACACACUUCGUUAUCAUGUAAAAGAGAGCAAAGAACCAAAGGCUGUAUUACGCAUUUCUGAAUUGAAUGUUGCAUUCGCACCGGCAAAAAUUGAACAUUCAAAUUCAAUGCAAAUCACAUUUUUAAAAGACGGUUCCACGCGACAUAUUUUCGUCUACCAUGAUGAUGCUGAAGUGAUAAAUAAUUGGUAUAUGGCAAUCCGUUGUGCCAAAUUGCAUCGUUUGCAAGUUGCAUUUCCAAGUGCUAGUGAAUCGGAUUUAAUUGGUCUACUGAGUCAUGAUUUUGCCAAAGAAGGGUGGAUUUUUAAAACAGGACCUCGUCAGUCGGAUGGAUAUAAACGUCGCUGGUUUACAUUAGACAAUCGAAAAUUAAUGUACCAUGACGACCCACUGGACGCGUACCCUAAAGGCGAAAUAUUUUUAGGUAAUAAUUUGGAUGGUUAUAGCAUACGAAUUGGUGUGCCUUCAAAUGCAAAAAAUCAAGGAUAUAGCUUUAACUUUACAUUGUUUACGCCGGAACGUGUCUACAAUUUAUCGUGCGCUACCGAAAUUGAACGUGACGAAUGGAUACGAACAAUACAAAAAGUAUUAGAGCGACCGUUGACACCACAAGACAGUAAUGUUUCAGCAAGACUAAUUCGCAAAAGGACUGGAACAAAUUCGAUAAACAUUUUCACCGGAAGAUAAUAAAACAAAUGGACUUAUAUAUGAUUUCUGCCAUAGUGAAAAUCAUAGAUUAGAGAAGGUUAAAACGCCAUUCUUACGCAUCAAUAUGAAACACAUAUUACAUGUUUAUUUAUCAACACAUAUAUGCGUGUAUUUAUUCAUGCACAUGGUAAAUUUUUGAAAGCUGCUGUUUGUGGGCAAGCAGUGCCGCCAAUUGACACAUCCACACCACAUUUACAUCUGCAUUUUCUUCCGUUCCCGUUGACCGUUCUUUAAAAUAAUAUUUUCUACGUUUUCACCGCGCAAAAAUGACCUGAUGAACAACCAUACUAAUAUAAUUCUACACGUAUUCUAAAACAAACAAAAUUUAUGAAAAAAUUUGAGCUAAACAUUUAUUAAUCACAUAAUAUAAUUAUAACAUAAUAAGACGAUAAUAACAAAGUUUUUCGCAGUUAUAAUAUAAAUAUAAAAUAAGAAAUAAAAUAUUCGAGACAUAUAUAUAUAUGUCGUAGUUAUGUAUACUUAUGAGCAGACUCUUUUUAUAAAAAAUGCAUUGCUUAUUUCUUCACAUAUUUCAGUUUUUUAUUCCGAACUCAAUUUGAGAGGAUGUAACAAAAAAUAUUCGAAAUCCAUAAAGUAAAAUAAAACAAGAAAAUCAUGUAUUUGUAUUAAUGUAUAUGAAUGAAACAAAAACACGCACGAAUAGGCAAAAACGCUCCAAAUAGUAAAAAAAUGUUGGAUUUUUUUCUGUUAUAAAAAAAAUAAAAUUAUAAAGUAUAUUUUAAUUGCAAAAAUACAAUAUCCUUUUUGAUUAUGUUUAAUGAAUUAUUGGAAACACAUUUCACUUUAUUUGAAUCGGGAAUUCGAGAAGAUAUUAAAUUUUGUUAACGUGUUGUAAUUCAGUCUAUGCAAUUAAGAAAGCAGAAAUAAAAAGAAAUAUGUAAAAUUUGACAAAAAAGUUAAAAUUAUUUAAAUGAAGGAAAAUUACAGAAAAAUUAUUAAUUAAAAUUCCCCAAACACAAAAAAGCACUAGUUGUAGAAUUGUUUAAAUGUGUUGGUAUAACUGUUGGUAAACAAUUCUAAUACUAGUGUUUUUUUUGUCUGUAUUUUUACAUUGGAAAUUCAGUAAUUCCGAUUGAAAGCAAAAAAGUUGGUUGAUGACAAAUAUUUCCAGUGUUAUGAAAAGAAUAUAUGUUACAUUUUGCAAAAACGUAUUAUUAAAUUUCGAAUUCGGGAAGCACUAUUGUUUGGUGUGUAUUUAGAAAAAAAAACUGGACAAAGAAUAAUUAAUUUUAAUAAUAAUCGAAUAUGAAAUAGUAGGCCGUCUCAAUAUAUAAUUAAAAAAGGUCACAAAUUAUCACUAUCAUGUGACUCUCCAGACUGACUUUCAACAACAAAAUAAGAGUUACAACUUGAAUCGCGUUCUUUGUUUUAAAAUAAAAUAGGAAAAUAGUAGAUUUUUCAAACCAAUGACACAUCAAUAUGGCAAAUUUGUAGAGAUAAUAAUUAUUAGAUAUCUUGGCCUUUUCUCAAGGCAGUGGGUUCUAUUGUAUUAUAUUGAUUUUUUGUUGUUGUUUUUUUAAUUUCAAAAAAUUAAUCGUGUUUUUUUCUGUCCCGCGAUUUAAAAAUAGAAAUGUUGACACAUUUCUUAUCGAAGUAAAAAUAAUUUGCAAAAACAAUAACGUCAUUUAUUUAUCAAUUUUUCAUAAAAUGAAUAAUGUUGCAUACAUUAAGCAUGAUCGGCUUGGUAUUUAUAUAUUAAAUAUAUUAAUGAUACGGAAUUUUAUCCGCAACCAGUGCAAAUUAAAACAAUUUAUUUAAAUGAAAAUAAGAAAAUUGAGAAAUUGAUCAAAAAUCAAAAUUGGUUUAAUUCGAAAUCGAUGCAAAGAACAGAAAAUUAAUGUAAUUAUGUUUUAUUGAA
This is a messenger RNA of Contarinia nasturtii (swede midge), 3227 nucleotides long. RefSeq names its product arf-GAP with dual PH domain-containing protein 1-like. NCBI's taxonomy places the organism in Eukaryota, Metazoa, Arthropoda, Insecta, Diptera, Cecidomyiidae. Gene Ontology annotation, biological process: positive regulation of GTPase activity. The transcript is spliced from 7 exons. The coding region runs from base 356 to 1327 and encodes 323 amino acids. Gene Ontology annotation, cellular component: intracellular membrane-bounded organelle; plasma membrane. Gene Ontology annotation, molecular function: phosphatidylinositol bisphosphate binding; GTPase activator activity. The record is from RefSeq and is a predicted model, not a curated record.